UCAUUUACGCUUUUCGUUGUAAAUAACUGCACAGACUUUCAUUGCAGUGGCAACAUACACACGGCACAUUCGGUGUUCCUCUGUUCAUAAUUUUUGACGACUUGUUGAGUGCGCGAUUACGAAAUAAGAUUCGUUUGCAUUGCAAUUCAUUAGUGGAUUGCAAUGUCUAUCGGAAACGUUUGCCUGUUUAUGGCACUGAUGCUGGGCCAACAGGUGCUGCCCAGCGCCAGUUGGCAGGCGCAUUUUGAGCCUGCGCUGCUGCAACUGGAAAUGGAGCGCAGCCACACAGUGCAUUUGACACUGUCCGACAUAACAGAUGAUCUGCAGCUGAUGACAGAUCGCUACAGCUUCCGGCUGCAAAGUACGCACGCUCAGUUGGUCAGUGUGCCUGCCGUGAAUUCAAGCAUCUCCAUGGAGGACGUGCAGCACAAUCAGUGGAAUGGCAGUAUACGCAUCGAUGCAUACUUUCUCGGCGAGGCCCGAAUCCAGGUGCGGCUCUAUGACGCAACCAAAAACACCAGCUCAGCGCCCCAAAAUGCCGGCAGCAAUGAUAGCACACUGAUCGUGCAGGUGGUGCGACCGGAGCGGAUCAUCGAUCACGUUUUCGUCGGCUCCAUCAUUCUGCUCAUGUCGCUGGUCUACAUUAAUUUUGGGGCUGCACUCAAUGUGGACGUCCUGCAAGGCUUGAUCACGCGCCCAGUUGGACCUUGCAUUGGUUUCAUCACCCAGGUUCUGGGUAUGCCGCUUCUUAGCUAUGCCCUGGGCGUUUUCAUUUUUCCCGACUCACCAGCCAUGCAGCUGGGCCUGUUCUUUACGGGCAUCGCCCCGAGCGGCGGUGCAUCCAACACUUGGUCGGCGGUGCUCAGCGCGAAUAUCAAUCUCUCUGUGCUAAUGACCACUGUUAGUAAUGUGGCCGCCUUUGCCACAAUGCCGCUCUGGGUCUUUACGCUGGGUCAGCUAAUCUUCGAGCGCGCUGGCAUGGUGCUGCCUUACGGCAAGAUUGCCAGUUACUGUGCAGCCCUGAUUGUGCCGUUGUUAAUUGGGCUGGCCAUCCAGCGUUGGCUGCCGCGCGUGACUCAGGUGCUGGUGCGUCUGCUGAAGCCCAUCUCUGCAUGCCUUAUACUCUUCAUUGUGAUCUUUGCGAUCAUCACAAACUACUAUCUGUUCCAGCUGUUCUCCUGGCAGAUCGCCUUGGCUGGUUUGGCGCUGCCUGGACUUGGCUACACAGUCGCCUGGCUGGCGGCCAAGCUGUUGAAUCAAAGUGCUUCGGAUUCAUUGACUAUUGCCAUUGAGACGGGUAUCCAGAAUACGGGCAUCGCGAUAUUCUUCUUGCGCACCACCUUGGAACAGCCGCAGGCAGAUCUGACCACAGUGGUGCCGGUGUCAGUGGCCAUUAUGACGCCGCUUCCACUGCUGGGCAUUUACUUAUAUCAACGCUUCUCCCGCCGGAAGAUUGGGGAAACCACAGCCGCCGAGCAUCAGCGCAUUGUUUAGUAUAAAGUCUUUGCUUCCAGUUUUAUAUAUG
This is a messenger RNA of Drosophila arizonae, 1525 nucleotides long. RefSeq names its product ileal sodium/bile acid cotransporter. Gene Ontology annotation, cellular component: membrane. The record is from RefSeq and is a predicted model, not a curated record. NCBI's taxonomy places the organism in Eukaryota, Metazoa, Arthropoda, Insecta, Diptera, Drosophilidae.